AUGGAGUUUAUUAACCAGUACUACUGCAAAUGUAUCUGUUUGGCCUUGAUCUUCAUGUUGGGGGCUUGGUCUUCUCAAGCCACUUCUCGCAAUCUCCAAGAUGCAUCAAUGUAUGGAAAAUACGAGCAAUGGAUGACUCGCUAUGGACGUGUAUUUACCGGCGUUCAAGAGAAAGAGAUGCGUUUCAAGAUAUUCAAGGAAAAUGUGGCAUUCAUAGAAUCAUCAAAUAGCGAUGCAAACAAACCUUAUAAAUUGAGUGUCAAUCAAUUUGCAGACCUUACAAAUGAAGAAUUCAAAGCCUCUAGAAAUGGAUUCUUGGGGCAUGAAUGCUCCACAAAGACAACUACUUUCAAAUAUGAAAAUGUUACAGCCCCACCUACAGUAGAUUGGAGAACAAAAGGAGCUGUGACGCCUAUCAAAGACCAAGGCCAAUGUGGAUGUUGUUGGGCUUUUUCAGCAGUGGCAGCCAUGGAAGGAAUUACUAAGCUUUCAACUGGUAACCUAAUCUCUUUAUCUGAGCAAGAGUUGGUUGAUUGUGACACCAAAGGUGUAGACCAAGGUUGUGAGGGUGGCUUGAUGGAUGAUGCAUUUCAAUUCAUCAAUCAAAAUCAUGGGCUUAGUACGGAGACAAAUUACCCCUACACAGGUGUUGAUGGUACUUGCAACACCAAGAAGGAGGCUAGCCAUGCUGCCAAGAUAACUGGCCACGAAGAUGUGCCUGCAAACAGUGAAGCUGCCCUUCUUAAGGCUGUUGCUAAUCAACCUGUUUCAGUUGCCAUUGACGCCGGAGGUUCUGAUUUUCAAUUCUAUUCAAGUGGUGUCUUUACAGGAGCUUGUGGAACAAGUCUUGAUCAUGGUGUUACCGCUGUUGGAUACGGAGUCAGUGAUGAUGGUACCAAGUAUUGGUUGGUGAAGAACUCAUGGGGCACAGAGUGGGGUGAAAAAGGAUACAUAAGAAUGCAAAGAGGUGUUGAGGCAAAAGAAGGUCUUUGUGGCAUUGCUAUGGAAGCCUCUUACCCCACUGCAUAGUUUGAAUU
Messenger RNA from Prunus mume (Japanese apricot), 1037 nucleotides. RefSeq names its product senescence-specific cysteine protease SAG39-like. Gene Ontology annotation, molecular function: cysteine-type peptidase activity. Gene Ontology annotation, biological process: proteolysis. NCBI's taxonomy places the organism in Eukaryota, Viridiplantae, Streptophyta, Magnoliopsida, Rosales, Rosaceae. The record is from RefSeq and is a predicted model, not a curated record.